Messenger RNA from Oppiella nova, 682 nucleotides. The record is from the annotation of a GenBank genome assembly. NCBI's taxonomy places the organism in Eukaryota, Metazoa, Arthropoda, Arachnida, Sarcoptiformes, Oppiidae.
GAAAAUCACAUUUUGUUUACAAAUUGGUGUGACUUUUGAAAUCAAUUUGCAAACAAACACUUAAAACAUGUUUUAUUUAAAUAGUCGUCAAGUUUUACUAAUUAUUAAUCGCAAACUAAUUGCACAUCACUUUCGCCGCAAUAUGUCUUCAUUUGACAAAAUGCCGGCCUUUAAGAGUGACCAGAGUUUAGACAAAUUGUAUCCCAAAUCCAACACCACUUCCUCGACAGACACCACUCCCGCAAAGCCGUCGACGGCCCAGCAGUUCACUGGACACAUACCCAUCGAUAAGCUUGAGAUCAGCUACUGCCGAAGUAGUGGACCGGGAGGUCAACACGUGAACACCACAAACACCAAAGUGACGGUUCAGUUGCACUUACAGUCAGCCGAUUGGAUACCACAUGAGACCAAACUGAGACUCCAAGAGCUGCACAAGAAUAGUAUAAACAAAGAGGGCUUUUGGAUGAUAAGGUCCGACAAGACUCGGAUACAGAUGAUGAACGUCGCCGACUGUAUGGACAAAAUUAGGUGUUAUAUCACUGAAGCCUCCAAACCAUUGUAUACGCCAUCAAUCGAGACACUCGAGAAGAUCCGUCUGAACCGAGAGAGGGCUGCCAUCAGACGUCUCGAACAGAAGCGGAUCCGUUCGGUGACUAAAUCGAGUCGACGUUCAGUCGAUUGA